Molecule: messenger RNA, 885 nt
Organism: Penicillium pulvis
Lineage: Eukaryota; Fungi; Ascomycota; Eurotiomycetes; Eurotiales; Aspergillaceae
Exons: 1
Coding region: 1-885 (294 amino acids)
Source: RefSeq, a predicted model, not a curated record
AUGGCCUCGAGAGCCGCCAAAAAAGCCGCGAAGAAGGCCCAAGCAGCCUCUGAAUUCUACGAUGGCGAAGACUUUGUAGAGCCAGUGUCUCUACCGACUUCAUUUCGAUUCUUCGAUUUGCCAUCCGAGAUCCGACUGAACAUCUACCAUUUUGUUCUUUUCACGCCGACGAAGAAGACCGCAAAGAAGAACGCUGGUACCGUCGGUGCCUCCGCGAAAAAGGCCAAGCUUGUAGCUCCGGCCACACAGCGCAUAGCUCUCUUCCUGGUCUCAAGACGUGUCCAUGAAGAAGCGAGUCAUUAUUUCUAUUCGUCCCAAAUUUUCCGGGUCUUCUACAUACAAGACUUUUCGCGCCGACCAACCCUCCGAGGCAUACCCCCGUGCUACCGUCCUUUGAUCACCACCAUUGAAUUGAUUCUGGGAAAUAGCUGGACAGCACCACCGAAAUCAUGGGCCGUUGAUGAUAAAAUGGGAUUGCCUGAGAUGACUCUCUUGCACACAUUAAGGGUGUUUGUCGAGUGUGAUCCCUCGCAGCCCAUCUUUGAAGGCUUCCGGGUUUCGAAGGAAUACUAUACCGAAUUCUCUGGAAGAUUGAUCAAAGAGAUUCUGGAUCGACUGCCAGCUUUGAAAUUCGUGGAAUUCGACGCAUAUCCGUCUGUUAAGAGGGACGGCUCUCUGAUGACCCGAUUGAUGAAAGAGGCUCGAGCAGCCAACAAGAAAAUUAUUUGGGGCCCAGAAAGGGGAUGGACAGACGACGAUGAUGUUGGUUAUGUCCAUAUUGAGGAUCCGAUUCCAGUCCCGGAUUACCUGCCCUCAUACACGCCUGAUCCCGUUGAUGAGUUGGAAAACAGGAUUCAGGAACUGGCUCUUGGAGUGAGGUCCUAA